AAAAAGCAUUAGCAUUGUCCAACUGUAAAUGAAAAAAAUAUAUUAUCCUGCAUUUUUAAUAAGAUUUGUACGGACUUGUUAUUCUCCACGACGUUUGCUGAAAAAGAAUUGAAUAUAAAAAAAGUAUGGGAUACUGCAGGCAGGUCUUUAGGCCCUGCUGGAACCACGAAAGCCAGUCAAUAAUGUAUUAAUAGAAUACUCAACGAUACAAUCAUGUCAUGUGUCAAUGUCAUAUAAACGUGUUUCCUUACUGUCAGUUCUCUUGUAGUUCACAUAAAGAUGGCUGUGAUAGCCCUUCUUUCCUUAUAGUACACGUGUGGGAAGUGAGCAAAGUUUGUAACUGUGAAAUAUUGUCAACAUGACGGACGUUAUGACCGGCAUUUACAUUUAUACUUUUGCUUACAAACUAAUGUGUUAAAAAACUAGCAGAUGCACUACAUGUAGUUUGUUAUACUGUUUUAUUGUAGACCUUUGAGAUGAGACACUGGUUGCAUUUUGUGUAUCAGCAAAUUUACACGUCGACGCCUCAGAAAACAGCCUAUGUGAAGUAACCUGGAUAUAUUCUUAAACCAUUCUUUCAUCAUGUUCUGGAGUAUUGUGGGUCUGAUUUCUUGUGUGAAACUACUUCUUAUCCCAGCCUAGUAAGUGAAAUUCAGUAGAAGAUGCUGCAACCUGUUGAUGUUUGAUAACAAACUCCAGUUCCCUGUAGAAAAAAAGGCGCAACUGUCGUUCUACUGACUUCGAAGUUCAUCGCAAUUGGUUGGCAAUAACUCAUUCAUUACCCAUCAGCAAAUGGUAUUACGAAGCUACAUCAGAAUGGACUCUUGACUAUCCCCCUCUAUUUGCUUGGUUUGAAUUUUUCCUUUCCCAUGUUGCAAAGUACUUUGAUCCACAAAUGUUGGUUAUCAAAAAUAUUAAUUAUGCAUCAUCGGAAACUAUAAUAUUUCAGCGUCUCUCUGUAAUAAUUACAGACUUGGUUUUUGCCUAUGGAACUAGGGAAUGUUGCUUGUAUUUGAGUGGUAGUGGUGUCAGAAAAAGUAGCAAAUGGGGAUCUCGCUGGGGAUCACCUGCAGCAAUUCUACAAGUAUUGUUACUUGGCAAUGCUGGCCUUCUUUUAGUUGACCAUAUCCAUUUUCAAUAUAAUGGAUUCUUGUUUGGUCUUCUGUUGAUAUCAAUUGCUAGAGUUUUGCAGGUUUUCUCAAGGCUUUUUCCAUUUAAAAGGGGUUUAUGUCAUGCAUAUUGGGCUCCAAAUUUCUGGGCUAUUUACAACACCAUUGACAAAAUUGCCACAGCCAUUGCCAGUCAUUUGGGUUUUAAUGUGAUCUCGGAAAAAGCCUCCAUGACUGGAGGCCUGGUCCAGGAGUUCCAACAUAACAUUCUUCCCAGUAUAGAGCCCAAAACAACAUUUUUAUUAACAGUUCUUGCAAUGACUCCUGCAUUGGUUAAAUUAUGGAGAUGCCCCGGGAAUCCACUCCAUUUUGUUCGGUGUGUUGUCUUGUGCGCUUGUGGAUCUUUCAUGUUUGGGUGGCAUGUACAUGAGAAAGCUGUUCUACUGAUUAUCAUUCCAUUAAGUGUAAUGGCUGUUGUGUGGAAAAAAGAAGCACAAGUUUAUCUGAUGUUUGUUACUGUUGGUCAUUAUUCAUUAUUCCCACUUCUUUUCACAUCAUUUGAGUUACCUAUUAAGGUGUUACUUUUGGUUAUUCAUUCAUCAUAUGCUUUUGUGAAUCUCUCUAAUCUUUUUGAUUUAAAACAUGACACCUUUACUUUGCCAUUGUUGACAAUAUUUGAAACAUUAUAUAUUUUGGGUCUGAUCCCACUAUUUUUGUAUGAAAAUAUAUUUCAUUCUUGGUUAGGAAUCAAUAAUAAGUUACCAUUUCUUCCUUUGAUGCUUACAUCAAUCUACUGUGCUUUAGGUGUCACCUACUCAUGGUUGAAAUACUAUUGGCAUUUUUUGACAACUAGUGAAGUAAAUCACAAGAGAAAAGCACACUGACCUUGUACCUGAGAAAUGACUAAUACACACUAAAUGUAUUAUCAUGAUUUGUUGUAAUGAUGUUUGGUAGAUUACCUGUACCAAUGUAAUAUACCAAAGUUUUGUUAUGUAACGUGUUUUUAUUACAUUAGAUAUAUCUAUUUUAUUAUCAAUAAUAGUUGUACCCAGGAAAAUUGGUCGGAGCUCAAUGAUAUUUAGCAGGAAGGGAAUUAAUGAGAUUAAACGAUUUUAAUUUGAAUUAAUCUUUCUAGACAAAAAAGCACCUGGGAGUGACAACCCAAUAUAAAACUUUAUAUUUUUGUCAAGUACAGACUCAAAGAUAGUUUCUAUGUAUGGUGAUACACUUGCAGCAUUCCUGGAGAUAGGACUACCAGCAUUGUAACUAAAAAAUAUUUCUUGAAAAAAAUUAAUUAAAAAUUGAAAGAAAAAAAAGCAUUGCCUUCAUUGCUCUUUUUGUAGUGUUGAAGGCUAUCUAAUAAUUUUAUAGCGUGACAAAGUACAGUAUCUGCCCUGAACAGGAAUUACAAAUCAGUGUAAAUGUGUGAAUAAAACUGUAUAUCGUAAGAGAUCACCAAACAAAGAGACUGUCUUUUAGGAAAAUCUCUUGAGAACAAAACAAUAUGCAUUUAGAAAUUGGAAAAUUGGUUGAGUAGACUCUGUUGUAAUAUGUUCACAGAGGGGGAAAAAACAAUACCAAAGUAUGUGUGGUACUAUCCUUUAUACUUUUGGACACAUGCCUGAAAGAAUUUGACAAAAGCAACAAUAACAAGCCUGCCUUGUGUUUUGUAGACCUCCAAAAGGCAUUUGAUCAAGUAGGGCUAAGAAACGUGAUCAUAAUUUUGAGUAACGAACUAGUGCCUACAAAAAUUGACAGAAAUCAUUGAAACUAUAUACAGACAUUAAAACUAAAGUAAAAGAAGGAGACCUAACUACAGAUGAAAUAGAAUGUGCAGAUGGAAUAUGCCAGGGCUAUUCCUGAAGUCCAGUAAUCUUCAACUUGAUAAUGGAUAAACUAAUAGGCGUAAAAACAAUGAAAGGCUACAUGAUGGGAAACAACUACGUAAACAUAAUCUGCUACACAGAUGACGCAGUGCUUAUAGCAGACUCUGAAGAUAAUCUGU
Gryllus bimaculatus (two-spotted cricket) is the source of this 3114-nucleotide messenger RNA. The record is from the annotation of a GenBank genome assembly. NCBI's taxonomy places the organism in Eukaryota, Metazoa, Arthropoda, Insecta, Orthoptera, Gryllidae.